UUUUAAUUUUGCCAUUUCAAGUCUUGUUCCACGAUGGAAGAUUUAUGGUUGCAGUCCACACCACCCAAACAGAAACUCUCUCCAAAGUCCAAAUCAAGUAUAAGGAAGUUGCAGAAAGAAGCAAUCACACAUAUGCUUCAAUUGUCGUACGGAGAGGACAACAGUUUGGCUCUUGGAGAUAGCAAACACGAAGAACAGAACUUGUGGAAGAUUUUGGUUUAUGACUCUUACGGACGUGACAUAAUUGCGCCUUUACUGAGGGUAUCCGAACUAAGAAGUUUAGGGGUUACCCUGCACUUGUUACUUUCCUCUGAAAGGCAACCAAUCCCUGAAGUACCUGCUGUUUAUCUAGUUUCACCUACGGAACAGAACAUAAGUCGUAUUUGUGAAGACUUGGAAGAGAAAAUGUAUGAACAAUGUUAUUUAAACUUCACCUCAUCCUUGAGUCGAAAUUUACUAGAGAGAAUAGCAGAAAGCGCAGUGAGAGCUAGUGCAGUGCCACACGUCGCCAAGGUCUAUGAUAUGUAUACCAGCUUUGUCUCGUUAGAAGAUGAUCUAUUUGAGUUAGAGAUUAAGGACUGCUACUAUACUAUUCAUCAACCUUCUGUUUCAAACGUAAAAGUGGAACAAACUAUUGAUGCCAUCGUAUCUGGGCUAUUUUCAGUCUUUGUGACUCUCGCUUCGUUCCCAGUGAUUCGAGCACAGAAAGGGGGACCUGCCGAAAUGGUUGCGCAUAAGCUUGACGAUCUACUUCGUGAUCACCUAACAGCAAGAAGUAGCCUUUUUGUUGGAAAGAAGGGAGGUCUUGGUUCUCACUUUCAGAGGCCCUUGCUCAUUCUUAUGGAUCGAGAUAUUGAACUCCAUGUUAUGUUUCAUCAUAGCUGGACUUAUCAAGCUCUCAUGCACGAUUGUCUUCAACUUCAUCUCAAUCGGGUUAUUGUUAAGGAAACGAGUUCAGCCGGUUCUUCAACAACGAGCAAAACGUAUGAUUUGGAUCCCGAAGAUGAAUUUUUGAUUGAAAAUGCCGGAGUUCCUUUUCCUCAAGUUGCAGAAAAUGUGGAAAAAGCAUUGGAAUCAUAUAAGCAGGAAAUCAACGAAAUUAACCGUAAGACUGGUUCUGUUGGAGAAGAGCUACUAAAUGAAGAGUCGGACAAUGUUCUGGAAGCCAAGGCUGCAGCGCUUGUUUCUGUACAAAAUUCUUCACAUGAUUCCUCUAAUGACCUCGCAUCCUCUGUGGCUAAAAUCCCGGUUUUGAUGAAAAAGAAACGAACGAUAGAUUUACACACAAGUAUUGCUAGUGCCUUGUUGGACUGUAUUAAGGAGAGGUCACUUGAUGCCUUCUUUCAACUGGAAGAUGCUCUGAUGAGUAAGCCCUCCCUGUCACAUGAACAGCGUCAAUCUGUAUAUAAUCUAGUGAAGGACGUGCGAGGAAGUAAGGAGGAUAAAAUACGUCUAGUAUUAAUUUAUUAUUUGUUUCGUGAGAACAUUUCGUCGGAAGAAAUAAGAGAAUUGAAAGAACUUCUUACUGGAGCGUCAUGUAGUAUUUCGCCUAUUACGUAUUUGGAACAGUUGAGGAAAAUGAACAAAGUCACGUCUACGUCACUUUUAAACUUGAAGCGAAUGAGCUCAGGUUCAAACUCUACAGUUCCCUUUCAUUUUGAAAGCAUUAUGUCGAGAGUAGUUGAACAAGGUUACAAAGGUUUGACGCAAGUUGCAGAGUCGUUGAAGAAACUGAUUCCCUCGAAUAAAGCCUUUAUGAUCGCACGCAUAGUUGAGUCCCUAAUGGAGAAUAACAAGACUUCGGAGAGUGAGAGUUUUAACUUUUUGUUUCUUGAUCCGAAAGUUCGUAAGGGAAAGGUCGUUGAAAGUCAGAAGAUAUCAACUCCCUUUCAAGACGCCAUCGUUUUUGUUGUUGGGGGUGGCAAUUACGUAGAGUAUCAAAAUCUAAAGGAUCACUCACGGAAAGACAAGCAUAUUAUUUAUGGAAGUACGGAUAUGGUAUCGUCCAAUGAGUUUCUGCAUCAAUUGUCUAGACUAGGUGAUGACCAUUUGAAUUCCUGAACAAGUUUCUGCAAUGUCAGCAAUAAUGGGAUUGGAGUAUGUGAAUAUAUAGAGAAUUCAGUUUUGCUCUAUUUCAAAGAGUCGACAACACACUGUGUCAAACAAAGUACACCAGAGGAAGGAUAUUUUCCUGAUUUCAUCUGAAAUGUUUUGGCAUUUUGAAAUGCUUUCGACAUAAAAUAAAUUGCCAAAGUAUUUAGCUGAAUGCGAUAUUAGUUGGUUUGGAAACGAGGAAAUAAUAUCAAUCUUUCUAAUCCAAGCAAGGUUAAAUAAUAUGGCAGUCGCACUUGGGAAUAUUUUGUCCAAAGUCAAUUGGAUAUCAUUUUGGUUAAUGUUGGCUUUUUGGAUUGCCAUUCAAUGCGUUUUAUGGAUAUGUUCGAGUCAUAAGUCAUGAAAACGCAUUCAUUUGAGAAGCAGUCAACUGUUUUCAUUUUUUCCAAUUGGUCAGUUUCUUCUAACAAUUGAUGCUUUGGCCCUUAACGGAACGAGUUGAAAGCUUCUCCUGAAAAGCUUGUAAUAAAUUGGACCCGUUUGUU
Messenger RNA from Galdieria sulphuraria, 2597 nucleotides. RefSeq names its product protein transporter. Gene Ontology annotation, molecular function: syntaxin binding. The transcript has a single exon. Gene Ontology annotation, cellular component: Golgi membrane; cytosol. Lineage: Eukaryota; Rhodophyta; Bangiophyceae; Galdieriales; Galdieriaceae. Bases 34 to 2061 code for a protein of 675 amino acids. Gene Ontology annotation, biological process: intracellular protein transport; endoplasmic reticulum to Golgi vesicle-mediated transport. The record is from RefSeq and is a predicted model, not a curated record.